This is a messenger RNA of Bemisia tabaci, 1347 nucleotides long. It is a transcript of the gene RpL6, whose product is annotated as ribosomal protein L6. Gene Ontology annotation, biological process: cytoplasmic translation; ribosomal large subunit assembly. Gene Ontology annotation, cellular component: ribosome; cytosolic large ribosomal subunit. NCBI's taxonomy places the organism in Eukaryota, Metazoa, Arthropoda, Insecta, Hemiptera, Aleyrodidae. Gene Ontology annotation, molecular function: RNA binding; structural constituent of ribosome. The record is from RefSeq and is a predicted model, not a curated record.
AAUUGAUAAAAGACUAAUUUGUUUGUUAACUUGGCAAAACCCUCCACCAGUUUCUGUUGAACGCCGAAAGCCGCUAAUCGAUGAGUUGUUUCCAUCAUCCCCCGAUCGGCCGUCGGCCAUUGCCAUUCUUCACGGAAAGUUUGUGAAUCCAUCGAGAUGGCAGAUGUAGAGAAGGCUGCAAAGGCUAAAAAGGCAGCCAAAAAGCCGAAAGCUGACAAGCCGAAAAAAGCCUCAGAUGCACCAAGGAAACCACGUCCAGUGGCUAAAAACAGGCCACCGAAGAAGCCGCUAGUAUUGGCGCCGCCACCCAAGGCCCCAAAGAAAGUCAAAGCUGUGAAGCCAAGGCUCCCUGGCUCUGAGUUCAAGAGGCAGCAAAAGCUGAAGGCUCAGAAGGAGAAAGAGAAGAAGCGUCUAGAUGCCAGACUCAAGAAGGUCAAGUCAAAGAAGGCGACUGGUUUAAAGAAAACCAUCUUCCAGCUUAAAAGCAAAAAUGCCUUGCCGAAAGGUAAGAAGAGGCGUCAUCAAGAAAAAGCCAAGUACAGAGCAGCCGUUGAGCUCGCUGUUGGAAAGACCUUGAACCCCCGACUAACGGAAAUCCUCAAGACUUCUCUGUUCAAAAUUCAAGACAAGAAGUUCGAAAAGGAAAUAACUAAGGACCGUGAAAGAUCUUUGGAAAAGAGGAGUCCUCAAUACAAAUUGUACAAGUCCAAGAAAGGCAAAGUCCAUAAGGUCUGGCUUCAAAAAACAAAGAAGGUCUUUAACAUCUACAACAGCGGGCGUGAGGUGAAGCGCGCCAAAACUAGGAACUAUCAUCUGAAAAGGUUCCGUCCCAGCUUGAAGCGAGGCUCUGUUCUGAUCCUUCUCAGUGGUCUCCACAAAGCUAAGCGAGUGAUCCUCCUGAAGACCUUGUCCAAUGGUCUCCUUCUUGUAACUGGCCCUCACAAGUUGAACAAGUGUCCAAUUAGGCGUGUGCAUCAAAACUAUGUCAUUGGAACGAGCACCCGUUUGGACAUCAGUAAAGUUAGGAUCCCCAAGCACAUUAACAACGAAUAUUUCCGUCGCAUCAAUAUGCUGAAAAAGAAGACUAAGAAGGAGACUAAGAAGACAGAAGGAGAAUUAUUCGUUAGUGAAGAACAGAAAUACAAGCCAUCGGAGCAGAGGAAAAAGGAUCAAGAAUAUAUUGACAACCAAAUCUUAGAAGUAAUCAAGAAACACAAGGACAAGAAAUUCAUCUACGGUUACCUCUCAAGCAUGUUCCGACUACAGAACAGACAAUUCCCCCACAGGAUGAAUUUUUAGACUUGUGAUCACCCUUGUUUUUUAUAAAAUAUAUUGAUUUCUUUUUAA